Symbiodinium necroappetens is the source of this 2619-nucleotide messenger RNA. Lineage: Eukaryota; Dinophyceae; Suessiales; Symbiodiniaceae. The record is from the annotation of a GenBank genome assembly.
AUGUUGCUUAGUCCCGAGGAGGCAGGGGCCGUCGUCGAGGUUGGUUUGGAGAGUGAUUGUUAUGUGGAUCCAGCACUCGCACACAACCCCAUCAAAUAUCAUGAGUUCAUAUCGGACCUGAUCGAUUGCAACCUUCUGUAUUUCACCGACCAACCACGAGUACAAGUGGGAGUGUUCGUCGUGACAAAGAAGCAGCAGCGACAGAGGCUAAUAAUCGAUGCCCGUAGGGCGAAUCGCUUGUUCAGGUCACCACCUUCAACAUGCCUGGGCUCCGUUGAGUCGUGGACGAGACUGGAGGUCGAAGGAGGCGCCCCUCUUUUCAUGGCACAGGAGGACGUAAAGGACUACUUCUAUCGCUUAGGGAUCGACAAGCGUUUGGGAGAGUACUUCUCGUUACCUGCCAUCGAGCCCGCCUUGCUGCGGGAGGUGCGUGGAGACCUUCCCGAGGAGCUCAUGCAGUUGAUGGAUGUGUCAGGCGGGCAUCCUUCAACUAUGCUGAUUUAUGCGGACAAUUGCAAUCAUUUGGGAACGCACAGGGCCGUGGUGGACCACGACCAAGCACUCGUUCGUGAAGCACUGCACUCAUAUGGUCUUGCCACGCAUGACGUUAUUGAGAGCAGUGAAAUAGUCGAGAGUUUGGGAGUCCGAGUAGAUGGACUUUGUGGCAAGGUGCAAGCGACUCCUCAUCGAGAUUGGCGGCUGGAUCGAGCUCUCCUUGCUUGUCAGGCCGCGCCGGCACUUUCGGGAGAGGAGCUCGAGGUGAUCAUUGGUCAUAUGACUUCAAGAGCACUUCUUCACAGGGGGCUGAUGGGGAUAUUACGACAUAGCUAUGUUUUCGUGCAGACCCACUACCAUCAACGGAGACGCCUAUGGGAUAGUGUUCUGCAUGAGCUGGAGCUUUUUAGGUGUUUGAUGCCGCUCGGACAGGCUGACAUCUUUGCCACCUGGGAUGGGCAAGCUCUUUGCACUGACGCAUGUCCCUCGGGUUACGGCGUUUGUGAGAGUGACUGGUCUGCUGCCGAAGCCGCAGAGGUUGGGCGGGAAGAUGAGCGAUGGAGGUUUUAUCGAGGCCCGCCUGACCGCCCACGUCCUCGAGCAGCGGCUUUAGACACCAGCUUAGUUUUUGAGGAUCCCCUGACGGUCCGGCCCGACAUCAGUGGGGAGCUCUUCGGGGAUCUAUGCGAGGACCCCAGUUUCCCAGAGAUCAGAGAGGAGUUGAUGUCAUCAGACAGAUGGCAUGUCCUCUGGGCCAGUCCAUUGAAAAUGAGGGACGCAAUACACGUGCUGGAGGCGCGCAGUAUUCUUGGUGCAGUGAAGCAUCGGUUGCUUACGUUCCUAGAUUUGGGCCAGCCGAAUGACUCGCGGACCGUAGCGGUGCUCAGCAAGGCGGAGGUGCAGAGAGCCAAUCAGCGGAUGAAGAGCCCUGGACAAGAGGAGAUACUCAGUAGGAAGCGAAAGUCCCGCAGCCGAUCACCGUCAGUGAAGGCGGAGUGGAGGCCUACACGCGAUGCGGGGCUGAAAAAGCUCCUGAAAUCGCAUCGGACCCAGAGAGAGAGGGCCAGGAGGAGGCAGCGAGUGUAUGCACAGAAGCUGCGGGCGACGCUGGGAGAGAGAUCCAUUUUGGAGCUGAACAGUGUGAAGGAGCCGACAAGGAGAGACUACUUGCAGAGGCUCGAAAAGUUCUACGACUUUGUCCGGUUCCACCAACUGGACAUAAAGCGAGAGCGGGAGCUAGACGCGGCCUUGUGCGACUACGCCGACAGCCUGUACCUCGAUGGAGAGAGCAGUACAUCAGGGCAGAAGCUCCAGGCGGCGCUAGAGUUUGUGAGACCCGAAGCUGCUCGGGAAGGGCGACUGGUUUUGCCAAGGUUUCGCAAAGCUCUGAAGGGAUGGCGACGAAUGGCGCCAACUCAAACCCGGCUCCCCAUGCCCGAGAUGAUCAAGUCCUCCAUAUCGGGAGUUUUCCUGGCAAAAGGACUCACCGAGCCGGCACUUUUCAACGAAGUCACUUACUCGACUUACGGACGGCCAGGCGAGCUACUAAAGAUGAAAGCCGAGGAUUUCGUCCGGAGGAACCAGGACUUCAGCCAUUCUGUGCUGGUGGUGGCACCCAUAGAGAGGGGCGAGUCAUCCAAAGCCGGGAUCUACGACGAGGUGCUCAUUUUGGACGACACAAGGGCGCCUUGGCUCGAGAGGGCGAUGCAGCACCAUGUGACACGCCGGAAGAAGGCGGACGGCGAGGAAGCGGACAUGUGGAGCUUCAGUGCCCGAGAGUACUUGGAGCUGUGGAGACAGGCGGUGAGCAUCCUGGACGUAGAGGAUCUUGCCGUCACUCCAUACCAGAAUCGUCAUGGAGGAGCCAGCAGGGAUCACUUGCUCAGGCUGCGUUCCAUCCAAGCCAUACAGCGCAGAGGCAGAUGGGCCUCGGACAGCAGUGCUCGGAUUUACGACAAGCCAGGCCGCUUACAGCAGGUGAUGAACAAGCAUGGAGAGCGACUCCGUGCCUUUGGAGAGCAAGUGAGACAAAACUUCGAGAGCUGGUACCUCGGUGGUACAUGCCAGCUCCCAAAGCAUAUCAGACGGCGCAUGCAGACUGUUUCCAAGGGAAAGCUUUCCUGA